Molecule: messenger RNA, 491 nt
Organism: Aphis gossypii (cotton aphid)
Lineage: Eukaryota; Metazoa; Arthropoda; Insecta; Hemiptera; Aphididae
Product: THAP domain-containing protein 6-like
Exons: 4
Coding region: 27-491 (154 amino acids)
Molecular function (GO): sequence-specific DNA binding
Source: RefSeq, a predicted model, not a curated record
UUGUCCUUAAAUCUAAAAAUUAAAACAUGGGCGGUGACAAAUGUAUGUAUAGAGGAUGCCAGAAUACGCGAAAUAACUCUUUAAAAAUAUUUCACCAAUUUCCUACUAAUGAAGUUGAAUCAAGGAAAUGGAUUAUAAACUCUGGAAACAUUGAAUUAGAAACGUAUAGUCCAAAAAAGUUGAGGAGAAAGGUAAUCUGCUCAGAUCAUUUUAAAAAGAAUGAUUAUUCAAACCCAGCUGCUCCAAAAUCACGCUUAAAACCAAAUGUUGUACCCAAAAGUUAUUUAAGUGAAUACAACAAUAAUGAAUGCGAUGAUUUGGUUAUUAAAUCUCCUAAAUCUUGGUCUUGGAGAUAUCAAAAGAAGAUUCAACGUGAGUGUUUAGAUGCACAUGUUAAUGUUGACGAGUUAAUGGAUACUACUCCAACAAAAUUACAAAAACGUAGUACAACACAAAUGGUUGAACUGUUUCAAGGUGAAAAUAACUCGUGA